This is a messenger RNA of Hirundo rustica (Barn swallow), 400 nucleotides long. RefSeq names its product protein AF-17-like. The record is from RefSeq and is a predicted model, not a curated record. The annotation marks the transcript as partial. Gene Ontology annotation, molecular function: histone binding; nucleosome binding. Gene Ontology annotation, cellular component: nucleus. NCBI's taxonomy places the organism in Eukaryota, Metazoa, Chordata, Aves, Passeriformes, Hirundinidae. Gene Ontology annotation, biological process: regulation of transcription by RNA polymerase II. The transcript has 5 exons.
CCCUCCUGGAAGUAUGAAGGAGAUGGUGGGAGGCUGCUGUGUGUGUUCCGACGAGCGCGGCUGGGCGGAGAACCCGCUCGUCUACUGCGACGGCCACGGCUGCAAUGUGGCCGUGCACCAAGCUUGUUAUGGAAUUGUCCAGGUUCCCACCGGCCCCUGGUUCUGCCGGAAAUGCGAAUCCCAGGAAAGAGCAGCCCGGGUGAGGUGCGAGCUGUGUCCCCACAAGGACGGAGCCCUGAAACGCACGGACAACGGGGGCUGGGCCCACGUGGUGUGUGCCCUGUACAUCCCCGAGGUGCAGUUUGCCAACGUUCUCACCAUGGAGCCCAUCGUGCUCCAGUACGUCCCCCACGACCGCUUCAACAAGACUUGUUACAUCUGCGAGGAGCAGGGCCGGGAG